GAUUGGAGGGGGGUCAGCAAAUGUCAGCGCCACCAAAACCGUACAUGGAGCAGCUCUUCAGCGCCAGAUAGGACAGAAAUCCAACUUUGUCCAAACCCGGCUCCUGUGGAAUUUCAUCUAGGAAUUCAGGAGGAGAGUGAGCGCGAGCCGAUCUACCACGGCUGUGAUACGGUCCAUGAAGCCAAGGCCGCUCAGUUUAAGGCUCCGGUUGAGGCAGGGGAACGGGAUUUCGGGCUCUUCACAGGCUUUCCUCGGCCAUUGAAAUUGCUAAGUGAGAGUGUCCCUGUGCUGUGGUUGACACAGCUGGCGCUUUGGCCGCAACUCCUGACAAAGUUUUUGCAAAUGGUGCGGUGUUCCCCAUUCUUGGAAGAGAGGGAGGGCAGUGUGCAACCAGUGCACCGUUUGCUUCCGCAUCCGGAUGUAGAAUGCUACACCGAAGAUCACGACUUGGCAAUCGUUGCAUGCAUAGGCCUUUUGGUUUGGUCAAUGGGCGUUCCUUUGCUCCUGUUCGCGCUGAUUUGGCGGCUGGAUGAGAGACAGGACCCUGAAGCCUGUCGAAUCUACGGAUAUUUUAUCCAGGGCUUGGAUCCAGCAUUCUGGUAUUGGGACAUUGUUGUCAAGAGAGCUGACAUCUGCUUGAUGCUAGUGGUGGCCUACACCACUCUAGCAGAUGAUGACAACGCCAAACUGCUGCUGUUCCCAUUGAUUUCAGGCCUGCAGCUUGGAAUCACUGCGUGGACGCAACCAUACAAAAACUCACAAGCUCAGGCCCUAGACUCCUUGGAGUUUGUGCUUCUGACCAGCAGGUUCGUGUUGUUUAGCGCCGUAGCGGCCCUGCUAAUUUUUUUCCCUUCUCCAACAAUUUUGCGAGCUGGCGGAGCUAGCCUGUUGGCGAUGUUGAUGAUGAUCGUUGCCUACUCUGGCCUGCAUAUCGUUGCGCACUUCGUUCGCAGCGCAGCAGCUGAUUUGAAAGAAAUUGAGAAGAAGACCAAGGACCAGGAGCCGCCUGCUGGACUUGUUGCACGUAUCUUGAGUUUUGGCGACGGUUCCAGCUGCGCAGGGGCUUUUUUGCAUCAAAUGGUUUUUGUCCAGAUGGCGAGAGCCAGGUUUGUGAGCAAAGUGAAGGGGCGAGCGGUGAAGAUAUUGGAGCCGGUUCUUUUGCCUGACGAGCAUCUCUUUUGCGCAUGGUCACUUCACAAGGCUGUUCCAGCACUGGUGGAGAAGCAUGCAGAUCGUGGUUACUCGCUGCUGUCGUUUGGAGGGUUGUCAGCGCGAGUGCUAAAAACUGACAUGGCAGCCCAACGGCAGACAAUCUCAAAGGCCUUCCAUGACUUCAGUUUGCUGUGGAUGCGCCACUCCACUGCGAAAGGUUUUCCCAGCAUCAACAUGUUGUGCGCCCUCGCAGUGACGAGACGCGACUUGCCCAGAAAACUUUCCACUGAAGAACUCAGCAAGAGUUGGGAGCGAACAAUUAGAGCGUUACAAGACGACAAACGAAAUUUGCAUUUAGUUGGUCAGGACGAUGCCGGCGGUGCACCUUUGUGCGACGACGAUUUUGCGAAUGCUGUCCACUACUUCUCGUUGCUGACGAAAGAGAUGGCUGAGAAGGUGAUGGAUGCGGUGCUGAGUAUCUUUGAGUGUGGCGCUGGUGACCCUGAGGAGUUGACACAUUCCAACGUGCAAAAUCAUUCAGAGCGAACGGGAGAUGAAUGUGAAUCCAAGAUGAACGUGGCUGUUUCCUCAAUUUCGGUCAAUUGUGCCUCAAGUUCCGCUGAUGUGGUGGUGGUAGUACCAGACCACCAUCCGAGUGAGGUGGUGCCAUUCGCUUUGGCAGAGGCCGACAGCCUGCAAGAUGCAGAGAAUGAAGUUGCGAAGCCAACACGAAGAACCUUGCGGCCGAAGCAGCGCGCGAAAGGUAAAGCCAAAGCAAACCCAAAGAGAGGGCAGAUUGGCUACAGGAGGAAUCCGAACAGGGGCAUGGACCCACGAAGCCCAAGUCAGAUUCAGAUCACUGUUUAG
Molecule: messenger RNA, 2019 nt
Organism: Durusdinium trenchii
Lineage: Eukaryota; Dinophyceae; Suessiales; Symbiodiniaceae
Source: the annotation of a GenBank genome assembly